UUGAGAGGAUUUUAGGACUCUUUGCCGAAAGUGGAUUGAACAAUGCUCAUUCCAGUCUCCUUACUCAACUAAGUGAGGUAUUGCCUUUGCAAAACGGUGAUCACAGCGAUGUUUCAGCGACAUGUGCGUCUGCCUCUCCCCAAAUCUUCCAGAGAGGGUGUAAGCGCCGCUCAUCUUGAAUAAGUCGAGAAGUCAUUGAAGAUGAGUGCUCUGCAAACGCUCCUGUUUCUUUUCCUCCUGCACCAGGUCACAUGCAGGAAGGUGCACGGAGGGGCCACAGAGCUCAUUGAGUGGGGAGACAGUAAUGAACAGAGGAUUUCUCCCACGGGGGCCAGUCCACGGAUCCUCAACCCCCUGCGUUUGUUUGCCAGGGGCUCCCCCGGGUUCAAGAGCAACAUGAGGGAAAUAACAUAUUUACAGAACAUGGAGGACUUUUGGGACUGGUUAUCUAACCAGACAGAUGUUCAGGGUGCACAGGCCAGAACUAAACGCAGGCCCAUCGUGAAGACUGGCAAGUUCAAAAAGAUGUUCGGGUGGGGGGAUUUCCACUCCAACAUCAAGACUGUCAAACUCAACCUGCUGAUCACAGGGAAGAUUGUGGACCACGGGAAUGGCACUUUUAGCGUUUACUUCCGCCACAACUCCACGGGUCUGGGGAACGUGUCUGUCAGCCUGGUGCCGCCCUCCAAGGUGGUGGAGUUUGAGAUCGCCCAGCAGUCCACGCUGGAGACCAAAGACACCAAAUCAUUCAACUGUCGCAUUGAGUAUGAGAAGACGGACCGCAACAAGAAGACUGCCCUGUGCGGCUUCGACCCGUCCAAGGUGUGCUAUCAGGAGCAGACGCAGAGCCACGUGUCCUGGCUGUGCUCGAAACCCUUCAAAGUCAUAUGCAUCUAUAUAGCCUUUUACAGUGUAGACUAUAAACUGGUGCAGAAGGUAUGCCCCGACUACAACUACCAUAGUGACACACCAUACUCCUCCACAGGAUGACCUAGCAGUUAUUAGUAUGCAUCAACUUUUUGUUUUAUCUUCGAAUAAUGUAAAUGUCAACUUCUAAGCUCCUUGUCCCCAAAUACCUAAAUACCUGAGAUAUGUUGCAUGAGGUGCAACUUAAAAUGGGACACAAACCGCAGGGAUUUGGCGCAUUAUUACAAAACUUUUGUAUGUACUGCACAAACACACAACUCUAACACUUCAGAUAGUUAGGUGUCCAGGGACUUGGUUUUAGGGGUUGACUUGGGAUUCAGAGCUAGCUUCCAACCCUGAGUGACUCCUUCCCAUCACAGCAGCACAUGUUCUCUGUAAACCACAGGAAUAAUUAGUACGUCGUCCAGAUGUUUUCUUCGAGGCUAGACCGUAGGCAAGCAGCCUCUCAGUUGGAAGUGUAUAGCUGGCUUCUCUGCCAGUGCUGCAUUGAUGCUAGCAUUAUCAAACAAUUUCUUCACCUCAUUUAAACAGUCAGUUAUGGGAAGAAAUAUGACAAGACUUUGAAUCAUUUUAAUAAUUACUAUACCAAGACAUUUGAAUUGAUAUUCAACAGGGCAUAAAUUUGAUAUUCCCCAUUUGAAACGUCACUACAUUUUGACUGAUUAGUCAAAAUGGUCUGUUCAUUGUCUUCAAAGUGAAGCUAACAUCCAUUUGUACCUGUUAACAGAACACAGGCAGGACAGUCUCUAUUAUUUCAGAUUAGUGUGAUUAAUGGGUAUUUUUUCAAGUAGCUCUGAAUAAUUAAUAUGGCCUUACAACCUAUCUUUUAUCUGUUAUCUGUCUCUUGUAGGGACUGAAAUAACGUGAAUUGAUUCAUUGAACCCAAUUGUAAGUGCCCAAGACGAAAUAAAUUGAUCCAGCAAAUCUAAUCCAAAAGCAGCCUGACAGCAUGAUCGUAAAUUAUUACACAUAAAUAUGUAGGUACCCAUCCAUGUAUAACCUGGCUGCUGCCUUGUUUGCUCCUUAAAAUGUGUUGGUUUUCUGCUACAAUCAUCAUAAGGCAUGUGUAUGCUAAACCAGCCUGAAAUCCAACAUCUGUGUUUGCAGGAUGCACUUUGAGGCAUCAGCCUGCCGUGCUACGCCCG
Molecule: messenger RNA, 2072 nt
Organism: Seriola dumerili (greater amberjack)
Lineage: Eukaryota; Metazoa; Chordata; Actinopteri; Carangiformes; Carangidae
Gene: nxph2a
Product: neurexophilin 2
Exons: 3
Coding region: 202-990 (262 amino acids)
Molecular function (GO): signaling receptor binding
Source: RefSeq, a predicted model, not a curated record